Chaetomium strumarium is the source of this 2092-nucleotide messenger RNA. RefSeq lists its product as uncharacterized. NCBI's taxonomy places the organism in Eukaryota, Fungi, Ascomycota, Sordariomycetes, Sordariales, Chaetomiaceae. The record is from RefSeq and is a predicted model, not a curated record. The transcript has 3 exons. The coding region runs from base 271 to 1881 and encodes 536 amino acids.
CUGGUGUUUCCGCUUCCGGCGGCUUAGCCCCAGCCGAGAGAGAAAGAAAAUGAGCCCCCUCUUUGACGGGGUUUCACUUGCACCCAACAGCCCCGGGCAUGACCCCGACCUGGUGGUUUUGUUUGAAAUAUGAGCCAAUAAUCCUUCAAAAUGGCAGCGCAGAAGGCCACGGCAGAGACGCAUGAACUUCCGUGUCGCCCACACCUGUCUUCGGCCAGCACUCGCAUUCUCCUCAACGACUCAUCAUAUUACCGGUACCCUCGCUAAAACAUGACAUCCAAAGAGGAGGACGCUUCGGCUGGCAAAGCGCGUUCGGCCUCGCCCGUCGGAGGCGGCGCUGGCAGUCAAACACGAGAGACUUCGCUGUCCAGUGCGGGCUGGGCCCCCUUGGGCACGGUCUGGGCCAAAGCACGUUCGGCCUCGCCCGUCGAAGGCGGUGGUGGCAGUCAAACACAAGAGACUUCGCCGACCAGGCGGGGCUGGCGGGGCUGGGACCCCUUGGACACGGUCAUUGCCAGUCCGACAUGCCGCGCUCUGUGUUGCAAGUCCGGCGAGGGCUGGGUCCUAUUCCAUCGGGAUCUCGAGCACUAUAGAAGUGGGCGAGAUGACCUGGCCUUGGAUCGGUGGGCUUUGAGUCACUUGCGAGGUUCCGUUCCCGAAGUUGCCAGGGAUAUGGUGAGGCGGGGCCUUGCGGCCUGGGAUACGUUGCAUCCCACAGUCCGAGAGAGGAUGAGCCGUUGGUCUCCCCUCGCCAGGCAGCUCUGGGACUCGCCUUUCCCUGACCAUCAAGAGGCCAUGGUCCGGGCUUGGAUCUGGCAUUAUCUUGAUGACAAUAUCUUCUCGUUCUCGGGGGACGUACAAGGUGACGAACUUGUCCCCUGUGCAUCUCCAGUGUGGGAGCAUGUUCGGGCGCUUCGCCGGGCCCUGGAUGGAUUGCGUACCGGCGAAAAGCAGUCAAGGUUCCCAGAAGAACUAUGCCACCAGUUCCACAUGCUGAGGCGCCUCACAGAAUCCCUAGUGGUGGACGGGCUAGGGCUAGAGGAAUAUAUUACGGCCGCCGAUUUUAUUCCUCACUUCAAGAAGUCGCUUAGGCUCCUCGUCGACGACGGAUAUACCAAGAUUCCGGAUCGGGAUCACGACGCGAAUUGGGAUCUCAUAUGCGAGGACCCCGACGAUGAGGAGCAUGAAGUGUGCGACAUGAUCAAAGACAUACUCUACUACGCGUUGAAGUUGAGGUUGUUUAUCCACGGCAUGCUUGCCAGCUACACGAUUAGGUUCACUCCAAUUGGCAGCAAUAGUCUCUGGGGGUUUCCGGUCGACCGUUACUGGAUGAGUGUGGUAGGGACACCGGAAAUCUCUCAGUUCCCGCCCGGUGAGCGGCCUGUCCGUAUGGUGCAGCUUGUCAGCGAUCCGAUGCUGGUGAUCAGCGGCAAGGGUCGGAAAGGCUACGAGAAGGACUUCGAGCGCUGGCCCAAACAAAAAUUGCGAGUUUUCGCGCCAUGGUGUCGUGACGGAGAGGUCCUAGCAGAUUAUAUUGGCGAUGAGGACGAGGAGAAGCGUCUAUGGCCCAUCCUGGAGAAAAACAGGCAGGAGCGGAUGGUCAAGAGAUUGCAGGAAGAAGAGGAGCAGAUGGAGGAAGUCGAGCAGGAGAAGAGACCGAAAAGGGCCCAGGAGAUUGUUGGGCGGGUCGCCAGGUCCAUGUCGGCAAAGGGUGCUGAAAGGGUGAAGAGACCGAAAAGGGCCCAGGAGAUUGUUGGGCGGGUCACCAGGUCCAUGUCGGCAAAGAGUGCUAAAAGGGUGAAGAGGGCGGAUAGGGAGGCGGCGGAGCAGAGGCAGAAAAGAGCAGGGAGCGCAAGCAGGAGCAGGAUGAGGCGGGUAUGAAAGGGGGGAAGCUAUAGCGUGGAAACAAGGAUCGUAUGGGACAGGAGACGAAGGAUAAAAGAGGUAGGCACCAGACUGUAUUUUUGCUGUUGUUUGGGGCUUCGGUUCCUAUACUGUUUUGAGACGGAGAGUCGAUAAGAGCACGCUCAAGCCGUGACGUUGGCAAGCAGCCAGUUGAUUCCCUUGCCUCCCGCACCUGUGUUCCCCAAAC